Peromyscus leucopus (white-footed mouse) is the source of this 1905-nucleotide messenger RNA. RefSeq names its product pancreatic and duodenal homeobox 1 (gene Pdx1). Gene Ontology annotation, cellular component: nucleus. Gene Ontology annotation, molecular function: DNA-binding transcription factor activity, RNA polymerase II-specific; RNA polymerase II cis-regulatory region sequence-specific DNA binding. Lineage: Eukaryota; Metazoa; Chordata; Mammalia; Rodentia; Cricetidae. The transcript is spliced from 2 exons. The coding region runs from base 112 to 966 and encodes 284 amino acids. The record is from RefSeq and is a predicted model, not a curated record. Gene Ontology annotation, biological process: regulation of transcription by RNA polymerase II; type B pancreatic cell differentiation.
GCGAUCCGGGGUGGCGUUGGGAGCCGGCGGCGGCCAGCGGCACAGCGCCAAGGCCUGGCUUGUAGAUCGCUACCCGGGGCUGCUGCCCCCCCCCAAGUGCCCGCUGCCACCAUGAACGGCGAGGAGCAGUACUACGCGGCCACGCAGCUCUACAAGGACCCGUGCGCGUACCAGAGGGGCCCGGUGCCCGAGUUCAGCGCUAACCCCCCUGCGUGCCUGUACAUGGGCCGCCAGCCCCCGCCGCCGCCGCCACCCCAGUUCGCAGGCGCGCUGGGAACACUGGAGCAGGGAAGCCCCCCGGACAUCUCCCCCUACGAAGUGCCCCCGCUCGCCGCCGAAGACCCUGCCGGGGCGCACCUCCACCACCACCUCCCCGCUCAGCUCGGGCUCGCCCACCCGCCCUCCGGGCCUUUCCCCAGUGGAACAGAGCCUGCGGGCCUGGAAGAACCCAGCCGCGCUCAGCUCCCUUUCCCCUGGAUGAAGUCCACCAAAGCUCACUCCUGGAAAGGCCAGUGGGCAGGCGGUGCGUACGCACUGGAGCCGGAGGAGAACAAGCGGACCCGUACAGCCUACACGCGGGCGCAGCUGCUGGAGCUGGAGAAGGAAUUCUUAUUUAACAAAUACAUAUCCCGGCCUCGCCGGGUGGAGCUGGCCGUGAUGCUGAACUUGACUGAGAGACACAUCAAAAUCUGGUUCCAGAACCGUCGCAUGAAGUGGAAGAAGGAGGAGGAUAAGAAGCGAGGGAGCGGGACCGCGAGCGGGGGCGGCGGUGGGGGCGAAGAGCCGGAGCAGGAUAGCGCCGUGACCUCGGGAGAGGAGCUGCUGGCCUUGCCGCCGCCACCUCCGGGUGGUGCUGUGCCCCCGGGUGUCCCCGCUGCGGCCCGGGAGGGUCGCCUGCCUCCGGGCCUUAGCGCGUCACCACAGCCCUCCAGCCUCGCGCCUCUGCGGUCGCAGGAACCCCGGUGAGCACGGCAGGCUGGGGGUGAGCAGGGUCCAGGACUCGGAGUACGGACGUGAGUGCGGCGGCGUGGGCAGCCAGAGAGGGAGGGGACGGUGAGGCUUAGCCUGGACGCCACGCAAGUGCGUUCUCGGGGGGGGCACAUGCCAGUUGGGUACAGCCGGAGAGAUGCUGGCAGACUUCUGGAAAAAGAGACCUUGCUUCUGAAAACUUUUGAGGUUGCGAAUGGCCAGGUCUGCCUCUGUUGGGCACGUUCCCCUCCCUGCCUCCAAGACUCCAUCCUGGGACCCAUUUAGAGGACGGGGCUCCGAACUGAUGGAAAGGGUACACACUUGAACAUUCGCCCGCCAAACGUCCCCGGGGUCCCCAGGGUCCCCGGGGUCCCCGGGCGAGCAGGGCUGGGUGCCUUUGUCUGCCCAGAAACGACAGCCGUUACCGGGCCGGCCAUUUUAAGGUUAGGAAUAAUGAAAAUGAGCUGAUUGCAGCUUCAAAGAUGCAGCCAGGUGUGCGUUUCUUCUGGCCGCCCUCUUCCUUCUCCUCCUCCAGACUCUUUCCCCCUCUUCAGCCAGAUAUUUCAUUAGCAUCCACCCUUCCACCUGCACCCUCUCCUUUGAAGAUGAGAAGUUCUUCACGGCUGGUCCUGAGGGGAAGUGGAAGCUAGGGUCCUUGUGCCCCUAAUGGGACCUCCAGGGUCCUGAGGGACAGAGCUGCGCAAGGACCUUUGAGGUUUCUAUUUAAAGCGCGGAUAUCUUCCUGGAAGGAGCCAGGCGCCCAGGUACACCUUAGGAAACUAUCCACAAAGCCCUGACGUGAUUUCCACGUCGUAUUUUGAAGGUUCAAGGGGCGGGGAAUUGGCUGUUUCAUUUAAAGCUUUAAAGUUAGCCGUUCUCUGCCGACAGGUCUGCAGUUUCCAAGUCAGUCAGCUGCUCCCUCCAAGGUCUGAACCU